AUGAGCAUCGACGCUGGCGGUGUUGCUCAAAUGACUUACCAGUCUCCCUUCAACAAUUCUAUUGGCGUUUCCGGCCCUGGUUUUGCUUCUCGAGGGAAAGGAUCCCAUAUCAAGCGUCUCAGCGUUGCACCUCCCUCCAAGAUCUCGACCAUCGACGAAACUCAACAGGCGAAUACCGUUUCCACGCCCCGCACUAGUCGGGGCCACCUUCUGGCUGGUCUACGUACAGCUCCCAAAUCUGCAACGGUACCUCCUGCUACCCAUGGCAUAGGUCUGGAAGGUAGCAGGUACGCCUCUGCGGGGUACGCCAACCAGGUACCGCAGACGGCUACUGGCACGUACUUUCCGGGAGGCAGGAACAAUUUGCAGAGCAACUUGCUGCAACCUUACUCGCGUCCUGAGCAUGUGCUUGCUCCUCCAUCUCUUGACUUCGUUGACGGAGCGGAGAAUAUGGAUCAGAAUCUGUACGAUGAACUGGUAGCCACGAAUAAUUAUCUUGCGCAACAGCAACGGGCUCUUCAACAGCAGCUGUUGAAUGUCACUGCUGCGGCCCAUCAACUUUCUGGACUCAACCUGAACACGGGCUUUGUGAACAACCUGGGCCAGCCGCAGUUUCAGUCUCCCAUCAGCUCUCCCAUGGGUCUGUACAAUCAACAAUUCCAGCAAGGCCUGCAACCCGUGGUUCACCCAGUCCCUGGUAGUCCUGGUGUCUUUACUGUCUACAAUCCGAUGACCGGGCAGUCAAGUUAUCUGGUCGACAAUUCCUAUCAGCAGCAGCAGCAACAGCGCCAGCAGAAAGAGGUUUCUCCCGUCCGUCAGAACAAUUCUGUUUCGCCCCCUCCUGUUACGCCAGCCUACCAGCGCCAGUAUCCUGAGCCGUCUUUCCCUCUGACUUAG
Fonsecaea monophora is the source of this 897-nucleotide messenger RNA. RefSeq names its product developmental regulator. The transcript has a single exon. The coding region runs from base 1 to 897 and encodes 298 amino acids. NCBI's taxonomy places the organism in Eukaryota, Fungi, Ascomycota, Eurotiomycetes, Chaetothyriales, Herpotrichiellaceae. The record is from RefSeq and is a predicted model, not a curated record.